Messenger RNA from Pseudophryne corroboree (corroboree frog), 933 nucleotides. Its product is annotated as histone H1B-like. The record is from RefSeq and is a predicted model, not a curated record. Gene Ontology annotation, cellular component: nucleosome. The transcript is spliced from 2 exons. Gene Ontology annotation, biological process: nucleosome assembly. Gene Ontology annotation, molecular function: structural constituent of chromatin; DNA binding. NCBI's taxonomy places the organism in Eukaryota, Metazoa, Chordata, Amphibia, Anura, Myobatrachidae. Bases 1 to 732 code for a protein of 243 amino acids.
AUGGCAGAAACUGCACCACCCGUCGCCGCUGUCCCGCCAUCAGAGGGCGCAGCCAAAAAAAAGAGACAGCCGAAGAAAGCCGCAGGAGUAGGGAUGGACAUCGAAAGCAAACCAUCAUAUGAUGGCAAUGUUCUACCAUUGAAACUUUUGAUGCAAUGGUUACUAACCAUCACAUCAAAAGUAUUCGAUGGAGGAGCCAAGAAAAGCGGCAAGUCUUCAGGUCCCAGCGUCUCCGAGCUGAUCCUAAGGGCCGUGGCCGCCUCUAAGGAGCGCAGUGGAGUUUCUCUUGCCGCCAUGAAGAAGGCUCUGGCUGCCGGAGGCUACGAUGUGGAGAAGAACAACAGUCGCAUCAAAGUGGGGGUGAAAGGAUUGGUGACCAAAGGAACUCUCACCCAGGUGAAAGGCACCGGCGCUUCCGGCUCCUUCAAGCUCAAUAAGAAGCAGCUGGAGAGCAAGAAGGCCGCCCAGAAGUCCCUGAAACCCAAGAAACCAGCGGCAAAGAAAGCGGCCAAGUCCCCGAAGAAGCCCAAGAGAGCUCCGAGUGCAGCCAAGAGCCCGAAGAAGGCGAAGAAACCCACAAAAGCGGCUGCUGCCAAAAGCCCAAAGAAGCCUAAAGCCGUGAAGCCUAAGAAGGCGGCCAAGAGUCCGGCCAAGAAGGCGGCGAAGCCCAAAGCCGCCAAAAGCCCGGCCAAGAAGGUAGCUAAGCCCAAGAAAGCUGCGGCCAAGAAGUGAUGGAAGAGCCGCCGUAGCAGCCUCGCUUCCUUGUUAUCCCCCCAAAGGCUCUUUUCAGAGCCACCCACCCUGUCUCGGCAGAGCUGUAGGCGCACGGCGUGACCAGUUGGGGGCACCCUGUGUACAGAUAUUGAGUCACUACAUAACGUUACAGUUCAGCAGUGUCUCCGUGGGAUUUUUGGUUGCUUAUUAAUAGGUAAC